AUGGCAUGGUUCAUCCUUUUGUAUUUUGGUGUUCUCUUAGAUAGAGCGGGUCGAGACUACAUGUGGUGGGUUGGAUCAGCAGGGAGAGAUCUCGUGGAGGAAGUCUCGGACAUUCUGUUGUAUUCUCCAAUCGCCAAGAUUCCAGAAGGACCAGCAGGUAUUACCAAGGAUAAGAAACGGAUUCUUCGUUCAAACCUUCAUGCCACUCAUCGGGCUCUUUUCUUCCACAGCGCACAUACCAUGUUUAAGCUCACAGAUGCGCUUCCUAUCAUCCUGCUUGUUUUGAAUAGUUUGUUUACGACUGGGAGAACGUCAUCGCAGGGGGAUGUAAGUGGUACUCUGUCAAGACAGUGGAUCCCGAUUAACGAUAGGAUUGUUCGUAAAACCUCGUCAUUUGAUUGCCCUGGACCACAGGCAUCUUGCAACAAGGUCGCUGGAUCUGAGAUGUUGCCUGGAAGAAGCGUGUAG
Molecule: messenger RNA, 468 nt
Organism: Paracoccidioides brasiliensis Pb18
Exons: 2
Coding region: 1-468 (155 amino acids)
Source: RefSeq, a predicted model, not a curated record